Molecule: messenger RNA, 773 nt
Organism: Lymnaea stagnalis (great pond snail)
Lineage: Eukaryota; Metazoa; Mollusca; Gastropoda; Lymnaeidae
Source: the annotation of a GenBank genome assembly
CACACUCUCAACAAUGUGGAGCUACACUGAAAGGAGUGACAGGGUCUCUGCAAUCACCAAAUUUUCCAGACAGUUACCCAGCAUUCGCUAAUUGUGUUUGGAAAAUUGAGAUUUUGCCUCCUAAAGUUAUUGAGUUAAAAGUAAGUAGUUAGGUUCAUCACUUCAAAUUUUUUAUUGAAUAUGUUGUGUAUUUUUUAUUUCGUCAUAUCCUUUUCCACCCAAAAUACUAGUGGCUUUUCAAGUAUCAAGAUGUACACUUUUAUGCAACAUUAAUUGUAACUGUUUGCUUCCAUAGUUUUGUAUAAUUUAUUACAUCAUAGAUUUUGUACAGUAUAUUAUUUGACAAUAGGAUAGCCCAUUUUACUUCUGUAUUUUGUUUGCUAUUAUAGGUUAGAGGUCUUCAUAGACUUGCUGGUCUUACAAAAUGAACUGAUGAUAUCUGUAUUGCCCUCCCUCUCCUCCCCUUUCUUUCAAAUUAUUUAAAUACUUUUACCCAGCUUACUUUUUAUACACUUUGUUAUUGUGUUUAUGUAACAAAAAUACAAAUAAUAUUGCAUUUAAGUUUAAAAAUAUCAAGCAAAUAUAAUGUUACGUCUCACACAGCACCUCAUUCUAACUAUUGAUUUUUUAGAUACAGAGUCUUGAUAUUGAAAACCUGUAUGACUGGCUUGAGAUUUAUGACGGCAUUGAAAUGACAGACGCAACUUUAUUAGAGCAUUUUGAUGAAAGUUUGUCAGAGAAAACAGUCGUGUCAACAGGGAGCUUCGUCUACG